GGCGGCGCGGCGGGUGGGUAGAAGCGCGCGGCUCCUCCUCCUCCUUCUCCCGUUCGCCGGCGCAGCAUGGCGGUCAAGGUGCCUUCCAUCAAAAGAGCAGAUCCUGCCGAACUACGAAGUAUCUUUUUGCAGUAUGCCAGUGUUGAGAAAGAUGGAGAGCGUUACAUGACCCCAGAAGAUUUUGUGCAGAAAUACUUAGGACUUCAUACAGAUCCACGUUACAAUCCUAAAACAGUACAGCUGUUGGCUGGAGUGGCAGAUCAAACUAAAGAUGGGUUGAUUUCCUUCCAAGAAUUUUCGGCAUUUGAAUCUGUUUUGUGUACUCCAGAUGCAAUAUUCAUUGUUGCUUUUCAGUUAUUUGACAAGAGUGGCAAUGGAGAAGUAACGUUUGAGACUGUUUCUUGAAUGUGACCUGCACUCUUUCAUUUUCACAUCACAUCAACAGAAGGGCAUGGAGUUGAAUUUCAUGUAAAAACAGGAGAAAUAUAUAAAAUUAGGAUUUUCCCAAGUCUUUGGAGGAAGGUGUUUCACCAUGAUCAUGACACACCGCUCAUUUUCUUCAAAGAAUCUUUUCCAGUGGCUAAGAAGGAAGGAAACACUUGAUCUCUUCAGUUAGUAGACUUUGCAUUCCAUGCAGGUCUGAAUAAGUAAAGGUAAUUAUAGAUAAACAU
This is a messenger RNA of Centrocercus urophasianus (Greater sage-grouse), 671 nucleotides long. RefSeq names its product solute carrier family 25 member 12 (gene SLC25A12). Gene Ontology annotation, biological process: calcium import into the mitochondrion; mitochondrial calcium ion homeostasis. Gene Ontology annotation, cellular component: uniplex complex. Bases 67 to 405 code for a protein of 112 amino acids. The record is from RefSeq and is a predicted model, not a curated record. NCBI's taxonomy places the organism in Eukaryota, Metazoa, Chordata, Aves, Galliformes, Phasianidae. The transcript is spliced from 5 exons. Gene Ontology annotation, molecular function: calcium ion binding.